This is a messenger RNA of Symbiodinium sp. CCMP2592, 483 nucleotides long. The record is from the annotation of a GenBank genome assembly. Lineage: Eukaryota; Dinophyceae; Suessiales; Symbiodiniaceae.
AUGGUACGCGUUGCAGCCGCAUCGCGCAAGAAGAAGCCACUUUUCCGUUUGCUUUCGCUGAUUGCAGUGUCCUGGGUGCUCAUUGCGAUCUUCGCCUUCGACAUCUUCAAGCAUAUCGACAGGAGGCACGGCAAGCCGCCCAUAGCACGCCGGACUGCAAGGGAGGCGCGCGGAGUGUGUGUCAGUUCCCGGACAGUGCAGGCGGAGGAGCCUUCGGGGGACGACGAAGAUCAGGAGCAAGCUGCCUCUGCGCAGACCACAGACUUGGUCGGAGAUGCCACGAAGGCCUACACGGCGGCAAAAUCACGGGAAAGCAUCCCUGCACUUGGCAGGAUCUGGCCGCAGCCCGACGAUUGCAAAAAGUGGCCAUCAAUCAGCUGGAAACGGCACAGCAGGCGGUUGACACCCUGCAGAAGGUGUGGCUACAAGAACUGGAAGCUCGCGGCAACACCGAAGAGGCCAAGGAGGCCAAGCAGGAGCUAG